AUGCACAAGCGGGCUAAAGAGAGAAUGGUGUUGACCCGAGGUGGUAUAAGGAAGCUGAGCGCCGAGCUACAGGACGAGCUGUUAAAAAGCGAGUUCUUCUUACCACUUCUCCUGCAUGGCAGGUUCGUGUGUGAACUCACCCACGACGACGACGUCCUGGUCAGGUUCAAAGAGGACCACCCCGUCAAGUCGACCCAGGUGGGAGGAUUCCAAGGACUCUUCUCGGUCAUUGCCAGUAAGGGUCUCAUCACAACCCAGGCUGUUGAGAUAAUGCAACGGAUAUUCAAGCAAGUCUCGAGGGAACCGCAGUUCGUUCGGAGCGGCAGGCAACGCGAGGGAGGCGGCGAGGACGAGGAAAACGGCAGCAGCUCGCAGCCGCCUCGACCCGUCAAUCAAGUGUUCAAUGAAAUGAGUCGAGUCCUCGGCAUUACUGACGAAGUCCGACCGCAAUCACUGCAUCACAGGCUCUUCCUUGCCUUGCUAAUCUACAUCUUCAAUUUCCACAAUCAGACACAACUGCUGCCUCCGGCAAAGCCACCAUUUUCUUCACCGUCGUCGUCAUCGUCUUCGUCAUCGUCAUUGUCAUGUCCUUCCUCUUCAUCCUGCAGCACAACGAACACCAAGCUCCGCCAUCCCUAUCUAGAGAUCCUAUCGAACGUGGCGCUCGAGCUAUCCCAGCCCAGCAAUCCAACCGAUCCCAACUCAGUCACUGAGCGCGAAGUAACGUUGUGGACCAUGGUGGCGAUCGGGGCGGCGUCGAGCUUCAGCCCGUGGCGCCUCGAGAUCCCGUUCAUGGGGCAUUUGAUCGAGUGGAUGGAGAAGGACCACGAGGAUGGUGAUGGAGGAGAAGGAGAGAAGAAGAACCUGGAGAAACUCACGGCGUGUCUGAGAGGGUAUUACCUCUACGGUGCAGACAAGCAGACACUGCGAAGUUUACAGAAAUGGAAGACGCCUGACGCGUCGCGGGAGUCGCCACGACCGCCACGGCCAGCUCCACAUCAUUCACGAGCGUGA
Cladophialophora psammophila CBS 110553 is the source of this 1014-nucleotide messenger RNA. RefSeq lists its product as uncharacterized. Bases 1 to 1014 code for a protein of 337 amino acids. NCBI's taxonomy places the organism in Eukaryota, Fungi, Ascomycota, Eurotiomycetes, Chaetothyriales, Herpotrichiellaceae. The record is from RefSeq and is a predicted model, not a curated record. The transcript is spliced from 2 exons.